This is a messenger RNA of Dermacentor albipictus, 2154 nucleotides long. Its product is annotated as pancreatic triacylglycerol lipase-like. The record is from RefSeq and is a predicted model, not a curated record. Gene Ontology annotation, biological process: lipid catabolic process. Gene Ontology annotation, molecular function: triacylglycerol lipase activity. NCBI's taxonomy places the organism in Eukaryota, Metazoa, Arthropoda, Arachnida, Ixodida, Ixodidae.
GUGGUCGCCGAGUACUAUCGCUAAUACUCCGGCUUCUUGCUCCUCUUAUUCCGGCCUGGCUGUACGGGAGGGCGCUCUGGUUGCUCCGCAGUCGAAGGGAGAAGCGGUCCGUCACGCGACAACCUGUUUCUUCCUCCCUUCUUCCUUCCAUGCCUGGAGCGCGCGCUCAUCGUGUAUCGUACGGAUGACGCUGGAGCGUGUCGGCGGUGGAAGACCACGCUCGUCUUCCGAGGAGCCAUGAGCAUCGGAGGCAGGAGGCGUGCGCUACUGCUGCUAGGGAGUGCGUGGAGCAGUUGCCGCUGGAUUGACGAGGAACGCCGUGCCGGCCGUUGAUUCCGCGGCGUUCGGAGGUAAUCGGCAUCGUCGUCGGGUGCCUCGUUGACUCCUGACGUGGUCCGAAACAGAGGGGCGACCGAAAAUUAGGACACUGAAAGCGAAACCAGCGCAACCAGAGACCCAGCGUGGCAUCAACGUCGUCGGCGUCACCGUUCAGCCACCGGCACCUCCUCAGCGCCAAAGUCGGGGCGAACACGAAACAAUGGUGGCCUUACCCGUGCGCAUCGGUGCGGUCGUUUUCCUGUGCAACCUGGUCGGAGCCGGAAUCACGGAGCAGGCCACCAAGCUGCUGCGUCGAACGCUGGGCGGGACGCCCUCGGUGUCGAGCAAGUGCAUGCAUGGCCUCGGGUGCUUCGAGAACGACGACAUCUUCUACCACGUGAUCCACCGGCCCAUCAACGUGCUGCCCGAUGACCGCGAGCGCAUCCGCACCCGGUUCCUGCUGUUCACCAAGCGCAACCCAAACGAGCCGGAGCUGCUGAGUGCCGACGGCAUGGUGGGGCCCGUUGAGGACUCGUUCUUCAACGGCUCGCUCAAGACCAAGGUCGUCGUGCAUGGUUUUAUGGACUCGCAGGAGGUUGGCAAGUGGAUGGUCAUCAUGAAGGACGAGUUUCUGAAGCAUGAUGACUACAACGUGAUCGUGGUCGACUGGAGCCGAGGUAACGGGCCCCCGUACACAAAGGCGACGGCCAACACGAGAGUGGUGGGGGCCGAGCUCGCGUUGCUCAUAUCAACUCUGCAGAAUGCGACCGAUGCCUCUCCAGCGGACUUCCACAUCAUUGGCCACAGCCUCGGUGCACAGAUAGCUGGGUACGCCGGCGAGCGCAUCGACAAGAUUGGAAGGAUUACUGGAUUGGACCCUGCCGGGCCGUACUUCUUCCACAUGCCGCCGGCCGUGCGGCUAGAUCCCACCGACGCUGCCUUUGUCGACGUGAUCCACUCCGAUGCAAGCCUGCCGUUCAGCAUCGUCGCGAACCUUGGUUUCUUCAACGAUAAAGGCUUCGGGAUUGACCAAUUGGUCGGUCAUGUGGAUUUCUACCCAAACAACGGCAACCGGCAGCCAGGCUGUCGCAUGCAGCACAUCAACAGCCUACUCCUGGAAGGCAUGCUGGAGAGCGUUCGACGCCUCGCAGCCUGCGACCACCAGAGAUCGGUGGACUACUUCAUCGCCACCAUCAACAGGAGGCUAUGCCUGCCCGUCGGGGUGGCCUGCAGGUCUUGGGAAGAAUUCAUGGCUGGACGCUGCGGUGGCUGUGCUUCGGGUCGGGGUCGCUGUGCCAUCAUGGGCUUUCUUGCCGACAAAGUGCGGAGGCUGCCUCGAAGGAGCGGCGAUCGUACUCGGGGAAAUACCGCCAAGCUUUAUCUAAAGACGGACCCGGACCCACCGUACUGCCUUUUUCAGUACCAGAUAAUAGUGAAGACGACAAAAUCUGUGCCACUCUGGGAUCUCUUUGGUGACGUCCAGUUGACCCUCCCAGGAGUGGAUCAAAAAAUUGCCAUCCGGAUGCACAAAAGUCCGCAUAGCAUGAAGCCCGGUGUUAAGUACACCUCGCUACUCACCACAAAGAAGAGGCUCUUCGAUGUGCACAACGUGACGUUUCACUGGAACUCACUCGUGGGCCGACGGGCGGACAGCGAGAACCUGGGGCCCGUGCCACGCAUCCUGUACUUCAAGAUUCGGCCGCUAGACAUGCACGUUCUCUCGAAAAGGCGAGAUGCGCGAACCCUUUUGGUUUUGUCUUCUUUCUGACGAGACCAACGCGCCUCGAUUAACUGUGAGAAGACGUGAGAUGCAUUCCUUAGAAGGUUAAUGGGUUG